UGGCCUCGACCUGCGCACGGCCGCUCUCCCGCCUCAUCCCACGGGCGCGCCUCCGCAUCCCGCACGUGCACGCAUUUAAACAAACAGGCUUUCGGGAUGUCUCAGCACUCCACACUUUCUCGACCUGACUCAAGAGUCUCGGCCUCGUGCGUUCACAUUGCGCAAGCUCUCCGUGCACUAUGAAAAACCGCGCUUCUCAGGUUUCCCGGAUUGGAAACCCACAGGAAAUCGGCUGGCGGGGUCUGGGAGUACCCGGAAACUGUCCGCUAGGGGGCGCACGUGCCCAACUCUGCAACUUCCUGUCCACCGCAAGGUGGGUCCGGGAGUAGGCGGAACCUUUCCGUCGCGCCUCCGUCCAAAUGCGCGGCGGGGACAGGUUAGGCUGCCGCACACCGCUCUGCAGGCGCGCUGCUAUUCGUCUGGACCUUGAGGGAAGGCGCGGGGGUUCAGUGUGCUCCUUCAUUGGUCGUGGGCGCCAUGGACGUGCUAGCAGAGGAGUUCGGGACCCUGACUCCGGAGCAGCUGGCUGCGCCGAUCUCGAAUGUAGAGGAAAAAUGGAGGCUGCUGCCAGCAUUUUUAAAGGUGAAAGGCCUGGUGAAGCAGCACAUAGACUCGUUUAACUAUUUCAUCAACGUGGAGAUCAAGAAGAUCAUGAAAGCCAACGAGAAGGUUGCGAGUGAUGCCGACCCGAUGUGGUAUCUGAAAUACCUUAACAUCUAUGUUGGGCUUCCUGAUGUUGAGGAAAGCUUCAAUGUGACCAGGCCAGUGUCCCCGCACGAGUGCCGCCUGAGGGAUAUGACGUACUCUGCGCCCAUCACGGUGGAUAUCGAGUACACCCGAGGCAGCCAGAGGAUCAUCCGAAAUGCUUUGCCCAUCGGCAGAAUGCCCAUAAUGCUCCGAAGUUCCAACUGUGUUCUCACUGGGAAGACUCCAGCAGAAUUUGCCAAGCUGAAUGAGUGUCCCUUAGACCCAGGUGGCUACUUCAUUGUCAAAGGAGUUGAGAAAGUUAUUCUCAUCCAGGAGCAGCUGUCUAAGAACAGGAUUAUUGUGGAAGCAGACAGAAAAGGAGCUGUCGGAGCUUCAGUGACCAGCUCUACCCAUGAGAAAAAGAGCAGAACCAACAUGGCUGUGAAACAAGGACGAUUCUACUUGAGACACAACACCCUGUCUGAAGACAUACCCAUUGUCAUCAUAUUUAAGGCCAUGGGUGUCGAGAGUGACCAGGAAAUUGUGCAGAUGAUUGGGACCGAGGAGCGGGUAAUGGCUGCGUUUGGGCCCAGCCUAGAGGAGUGCCAGAAGGCGCAGAUCUUCACACAGAUGCAGGCAUUAAAAUACAUAGGAAAUAAAGUAAGAAGGCAAAGGAUGUGGGGCGGUGGACCAAAGAAAACCAAGAUAGAAGAAGCAAGGGAGCUCCUGGCCUCCACCAUUCUGACCCACGUGCCCGUCAAGGAAUUCAAUUUCCGAGCCAAGUGCAUCUACACCGCAGUGAUGGUUCGGAGAGUCAUUCUGGCGCAGGGAGACAACAAAGUCGACGACAGAGACUACUAUGGAAACAAGCGGCUGGAGUUAGCAGGACAGCUCCUAUCUCUUCUUUUUGAAGAUUUGUUCAAAAAAUUUAAUUCUGAAAUGAAGAAGAUCGCAGACCAGGUGAUUCCCAAGCAAAGAGCCGCCCAGUUUGAUGUUGUGAAACACAUGCGACAAGACCAGAUCACCAGUGGCAUGGUGAACGCCAUCUCCACUGGAAAUUGGUCUCUGAAAAGAUUUAAAAUGGACCGCCAGGGUGUGACCCAAGUGCUGUCUCGCCUGUCCUAUAUAUCUGCCCUGGGCAUGAUGACAAGAAUCUCUUCUCAGUUUGAAAAAACCAGGAAAGUGAGUGGUCCUCGCUCCCUACAACCAUCACAGUGGGGAAUGCUCUGUCCUUCGGACACUCCUGAAGGAGAGGCCUGCGGUUUAGUUAAAAACUUGGCACUGAUGACACACAUCACAACCGACAUGGAAGAUGGACCCAUUGUUAAGUUAGCCAGCAACCUGGGAGUGGAGGAUGUGAAUUUCCUGUGUGGGGAAGAGCUCUCCUACCCAAACGUGUUUCUCGUCUUUCUCAAUGGCAACAUCCUUGGGGUCAUUCGAGACCAUAAGAAGCUGGUGCACACGUUCCGAUUGAUGCGAAGAGCUGGGUACAUCAACGAGUUUGUCUCCAUCUCUACAAAUCUCACAGACCGAUGUGUUUAUAUUUCUUCUGAUGGAGGAAGGCUGUGCAGGCCUUACAUAAUCGUCAAAAAACAGAAGCCAGCAGUCACAAAUAAGCACAUGGAAGAGCUGGCCCAGGGGUACAGGAAUUUUGAGGAUUUCUUACAUGAGAGUCUGGUGGAGUAUUUAGAUGUGAAUGAAGAAAAUGACUGCAGCAUCGCACUCUACGAACACACAAUCAACAAAGACACCACGCACCUGGAGAUCGAGCCCUUCACGCUGCUCGGCGUCUGCGCGGGCCUCAUCCCGUACCCGCAUCACAACCAGUCCCCGAGGAACACCUACCAGUGCGCCAUGGGCAAGCAGGCCAUGGGUACCAUUGGAUACAACCAGCGAAACAGAAUCGAUACUCUCAUGUAUCUACUAGCAUAUCCACAAAAACCCAUGGUUAAAACAAAAACCAUUGAGCUGAUAGACUUCGAGAAGCUGCCGGCGGGGCAGAAUGCGACAGUUGCUGUGAUGAGCUACAGUGGCUACGAUAUUGAGGAUGCUCUCGUUUUAAACAAGGCUUCCUUGGACAGAGGCUUUGGGCGGUGCCUUGUAUACAAAAAUGCUAAGUGUACACUGAAGCGGUACACUAACCAGACUUUUGACAAAGUGAUGGGGCCCAUGUUGGACGCCGCCACCAGGAAGCCCAUCUGGAGACAUGAGAUUUUAGAUGCAGAUGGUAUUUGUUCUCCAGGCGAGAAAGUGGAAAACAAACAGGUGCUUGUGAACAAGUCCAUGCCCACCGUGACGCAGAUCCCACUGGAAGGGAGCAGUGUGGGCCAGCAGCCGCAGUACAAAGAUGUCCCCAUAACUUACAAAGGGGCCACCGACUCGUACAUUGAGAAAGUGAUGAUCUCCUCCAAUGCCGAGGACGCGUUUCUCAUCAAGAUGCUGCUGCGACAGACAAGGCGCCCAGAGAUCGGGGACAAAUUCAGCAGUCGUCAUGGGCAGAAAGGUGUUUGUGGCUUGAUCGUCCCCCAGGAAGACAUGCCAUUUUGUGAUUCUGGCAUCUGUCCGGACAUCAUAAUGAACCCGCACGGCUUCCCGUCGAGAAUGACGGUUGGCAAGCUCAUUGAGUUGCUGGCCGGCAAGGCAGGUGUGCUGGACGGCAGGUUCCAUUACGGCACCGCAUUCGGAGGGAGCAAGGUGAAGGACGUGUGUGAGGACCUCGUCCGCCAUGGUUACAACUACCUGGGGAAGGACUAUGUCACCUCCGGCAUCACAGGGGAGCCGCUGGAAGCAUACAUCUAUUUUGGGCCUGUGUACUACCAAAAGCUGAAGCACAUGGUGCUGGACAAGAUGCAUGCCCGGGCCCGCGGACCUCGCGCCGUGCUCACCAGGCAGCCCACCGAGGGGCGGUCCCGAGAUGGCGGCUUGCGUCUUGGAGAAAUGGAGCGGGACUGCUUGAUCGGCUAUGGAGCCAGCAUGCUGCUGCUGGAGAGGCUGAUGAUCUCCAGCGAUGCCUUCGAGGUGGAUGUCUGUGGCCAGUGUGGGCUGCUCGGCUACUCCGGCUGGUGCCACUACUGCAAGUCGUCAUGCCACGUGUCCUCCCUGCGCAUCCCCUACGCCUGCAAGCUGCUCUUCCAGGAGCUGCAGUCCAUGAACAUCAUCCCCCGGCUGAAGCUGUCCAAGUACAACGAGUAAGGCCCCUGGGAGCCCACCCAGAGAGCAGAGGGCGCAGGGUGCUCGCUGCUCCUGGGGACGCCUUCUCUGAUUAGCUUCUGUCAAAGACGAAAUGAACUGAGCUGCUACAGCAGCUGCUUGUAUCUGAGACAACUGAGCAGGCAGCACUCGUCAGGAGCCUUGAGCCGCGGCAGAAGUGCCGCCUGAGUCCCACGGGGGCACGUGGCCGUGCGGCGUCUUCCCGUCAGCCUGCCCCCCUUCUCUUGACUCUUGGAGGAGGACUAGGUGCUGUGACUGUGGUCGAGGCCACCGUGCUGAGCUGCAUCUGGGGCGGAGGGGCACAUCUGCCCAAGAGCGCAGGUCGUCCGACCCCCAGUCUUUGUGGUACUAACCUUGGAAUACAAUCAAUGUAGUCUUGGGGCCGGGGAGAUGGCUCAGUGGAAUAAGCGCUUCCCUGGCAAGCGCAAGGGCCUGAGUUCAAUCCCUGGUUCCGCCAAAAAUAAAAUAAAAUAGAAUAAAAUAAAUAAAUGUAGUCCUGCCUUGUUAAGCCAGGACUCAGUUAAGCAGGAGUUUGUGGGCUCAGUUGCUACUGUUUGGAGCUUCCCUGGUCAUAUGAAAUAUUAAAUAUUUGAAUAUAACUUAUCA
This is a messenger RNA of Octodon degus (degu), 4503 nucleotides long. RefSeq names its product RNA polymerase III subunit B (gene Polr3b). The transcript is spliced from 28 exons. Bases 478 to 3879 code for a protein of 1133 amino acids. Gene Ontology annotation, molecular function: DNA-directed RNA polymerase activity; DNA binding; ribonucleoside binding. Gene Ontology annotation, cellular component: RNA polymerase III complex. Gene Ontology annotation, biological process: DNA-templated transcription. The record is from RefSeq and is a predicted model, not a curated record. Lineage: Eukaryota; Metazoa; Chordata; Mammalia; Rodentia; Octodontidae.